GCCAGGAUAACAAAAGACAAACUUUCCCAUAGCUGACACACUCACCGACAGCCGCAGGCUCAAUAGUAAGGUUCAUGCAGGCUGUCUCCCUGUUCUGAGUGAGUGUGUGGGUGUGUGUGGUGGAGUGCUCCUCCUCUUUGAUAAGCCUCCUCUUCGCCUCCAUCAGCCCACAGUCCGCCGGGAAGUCUUGUCGGCGCCAUCGGGAUUCUCACCGGGACCUUUCUUCAGUCAUGAUUCGGGUUUCUUCGCCUGUGUUUUUGCUGUUAUUGUUUGCGCUCCAGGCUGUUGCUGUGGUGUGGGCCAACUCUGGAGAGAGUCUGGUAAGAAAAAGAAGAGAAUGGAUUCUCCCUCCAAAGCCACUGAAGGAGAAUGAAGACUACACUAAGCAAGAAUCUAUUGCCAGGAUUCGAUCAGAUGCUGAAAGUGUGGAAAAUAUUGAAUACUCUCUAGAAGGCAUUGGUGCAAACAAAUAUCCCUUCCAUGUGUUUGUAGUUGACUCUAAAACUGGACUAAUUCGUGUGACCAAAGUUCUUGACAGGGAGGAGAUCGACACGUACAAUCUGUCAGGUGUCGCUAGGUACAGUGAUGGCAGAGAAGCAGAGAAAAAUAUUGACAUACGAAUCAAGGUUGUGGAUGAGAACGACAACUCUCCAGUGUUUGGAGUCAUCGAGCCCGUGGAGAUGUAUGAAUGCAGUCCUGUAGGCACUUCAGUUAUGAAUGUAACUGCUACUGAUGCUGAUGAACCAGGAAAUAAGAACUCUCAGAUCUUCUAUUCCCUCAUUAGUCAGAAUCCACCUCAUGACAUAUUUAGAAUUGAGGGUAAUGGGACCAUCUACGUCAAAAGGGCUGAUCUGGACAGAGAGAAAGCAGAUUUGUACACUCUGACAGUGCGGGGUCAAGACCUAAAUGGCGCUCAAGGGGGAAACACUGGAACCGGCACUGUUACCAUUAAAGUCCUUGAUGUGAAUGACAACCCACCCACCCUGGAAAAAUCAGAGUAUGAGGGCAACAUUGAGGAGAACACACAGGGUGUGGAGGUGAUGAGACUAAAAGCAAAUGACCUGGACCUGAAAGGCACAGAAAACUGGGAAGCUGUGUUUGACAUUGUGCAAGGCAACGAGGCAGGGUACUUCAGCAUCAAGACAGACCCCAACACCAACGAGGGCAUCCUAAUGCUUGACAAGGCUGUGGAUUAUGAGGAUGUCAAGGAUCUUCAGCUUGGAAUAGGUGUAAGGAACAAGGCUCCACCCUUUGAUGGAUCUGGGGUAAAUUCUGUAGCUGGUGUAAGUUUUGGAGGGGGAGCAGGCGGUGGAGGAGGAGGCGGAGGGGGAGCAGGGGGUGGAGCCAGCGGUGCCAGCGGAGCCAGCGGAGCCAGCGGUGCCAGCGGAGCCAGCGGAGCCAGCGGUGCCAGCGGUGCCAGCGGAGCCAGCGGAUCAUGGCAAAGUGGGACAAAAAUGAACAUCUACCCAGUCAAAAUCAAUGUAAAGAACCAGCCUGAGGGGCCACGUUUUCUCCCCAAAGUCAAAGCCAUUCCUGUCUCAGAGGGAGGCAAGACUUUCAACAUUAAAGAUGUUAUCGCCAGGUACCCUGCAUUAGAUGGAGGCACUGGGAAACCAGCAGAGAAAGUCAGGUAUGCCAAGGGCUUAGACCCUGACAACUGGUUUACCAUCGACCCAAAUACAGCUGAGAUCAGACUGAACAAGAUGCCUGACAGAGAAUCUUCACUCGUGGUCAAUGGGACAUAUUUUGGUCAAGUACUUUGCAUUUCAGAAGACAUGCCCGCUAAAACAGCCACCGGCACCAUAGCCAUCCAGGUGGAAGAUGCUAAUGACCACUGCCCCACCCUGACCAGUCACAUCCAGACAAUGUGUACCACGGAUACUUCUGUUAUUGUGAACGCCAAAGAUGAGGACGCAUCUCCUAACGGACCUCCUUUUGACUUUGUCAUCAUCCCAAAGGGCACACAGGGCCAAUGGAAGGUGGAGCAUCUCAAUGACACUGCAGCUAUCCUGAGAGCCCAGGAGUCCAUGUGGCCUGGUGUCUAUGAGGUGGAAUUGGCAGUAAGCGACAUGCAGGGACAGGUCUGUCCAGAACCACAGAAAGUGAAGGUCCAAGUUUGUACCUGUGAGGAUGGAGUGGUGUGUGGAAAAAGAAGCAGCCAUGGUCAGGCCAGCAAAGAAGCAGUGUUAGGACCUGCAGGCAUUGGACUGCUAUUACUGGGCCUGCUGCUCUUACUACUCAUUCCUCUGUUGAUGCUCUUCUGCCAAUGUGGGGAGGCUGCUGGUCUGCCAGGGGGCUUUAGUGAGAUGCCUUUCGACACCAAAUCACACCUUAUUAACUACCGCACUGAGGGCCAGGGAGAGAACACGGAGGUGCCGCUACUGACCAUGCCAACACAAUUGGAUGGAGGUAUGGCCACUAUGGGUAUGAUGGCUAAAAAAUCUUCAGCAAUUGGGCCCAUGGCAGGUUUGGAUUUCCAGAAAUCCGUCACUUCCAUGGAUGAGAUGAACGGGGCUGCCUAUCAGGACGGUUUUGGAAGUGGCCACAGAGAAGGGACAUGGGGGACGAUGAACCAGCAGAACUUCUACUCUGAGUUUGAAGGACGAGAAUCGAGAACAGGUGGAGGAAUCUAUGAUGGCAUGGCUUUGCCAGACUACUUCCUGGGAGAGUACUACAAUCAGAAGAUGACCAGUGGAAACGAGAGCCUUGGUGUGAAGGAUGGUCUUUUGGUUUACGAUUACGAGGGCCAGGCCUCCCCUGCUGGCUCAGUGGGCUGCUGCAGCCUCCUGGAGUCUGACAACGACCUGCAGUUCCUCGAUGACCUCGGGCCAAAGUUCAAGACCCUGGCUGAAGUGUGCGGAGGCAAGAAGAUCGCAACUGAAGUCAAACCUGUGUUCACUCCUCCGCCCAGUGCCUCCAUCAAUACUCAGAGCUCAGUAUCAAGUUUGANGACUGCCCAACAGCUGCCCCCACCCCCCAAGCUGCAGCCGACUAUUGCCGAAACAGGGCAGACUGUAGUCAGGGAGACAUCUGAGCGUACUGAGAUGGUGAAGGAAAGCAAGGCCGCGGUGAGGGAAGGGAUGACCACGGUGAAGGUGAACCAAGGGAUGGCAAAUCAUGGCCAGAUGCUCCUGCUACAGCAGCAGCAGCCUGUCUACUACACCACCGCUCCUGUUAUGCAGUCGAUGCAGUACGUAGUCCAGCCACAGAUUCAGAACACCAUGCUGCUGGCCGAGGCACCAUCCACCAACUUGCAGGGCAUGGUACUGGUUAAUGGCACCCAGACUGGAUCUUCCCAAGGCAUGGUCGUUCAGGGGCAGACAGUGAUGUCCAGCGCACAAGCCCGGGGCCCCGGCAUGGUGCUGGUGGAGAGCGGCAGCGUCCAGGGGGGUGGUGCCAACCUGAUCUACACUGGCAACCUCUCUGGCUCCCAGACCAUGAUGGUCGUGGAGGGCAAGGUCCCUGCAGGGUCAAUGAAAGUGCUGAAGGGGAGCCAGACCUGCCUCGUGCAGGGGGGCACUCUACAGCCAGCAGGGCUUUCAGGAUCUCACAGAGUCCUGGUGGUCGGAGAGACAACAAGCAGCGGAGGGCAUCUGGUCCAAGAGGCAGGAGGUCAGUCCCAGAAGAGUGACGUCUCCGGAUCUCAAAGAGUCCUCUCCAGCAAGGGCAGCACAUCCACUGGAUUUCAGAGCAGCAUGGAGGGUUACUCCACCACCACAGUGAGCUCAACCCCCACCUACCAUAAGGUGCAGGAGACAACAUACAUUAAUUGAAUGAGAGACCGUCAGAACAGCAGAUGACCUUUUCAGUAAUGCCAAUAAGCGUGUUCCUCUGGCCUGGCCGUGGUGAUGAUGGGAUGCUCUUGGGACUCAACUAAUGCAAGACAUUUAAUGGAAAGGGGGCAGGGUCGACAAAUUGGACAAUACAAUUCUCCAAAUCAAGUCUGUCAAUACCAAAUGAGCAGCCUCCCUCAAACAGCGCCUUCCAAAGGUCUGCGGGCAACUCCAAACACAACCAAUAUUAUAGUACGUGGUCAAUACUCUCCACAAGGAAGGGGGACAAUAAAGAAAUUUAAUGUAAAUAAAUGGAAUAAUAAAGACUGUAGCUGACCCUCCCAAGCUAAAACUAUUCCAGGUGGCCUAUCUAAUGACUUCACCCUGCCCUACAUCUCUACUGCUAUGAACUUGGCUUGGGCAUAAAGCCAUUGCAGCAAAGCUAUCUCCGGACACCUCCCUUCCCCAACUUUUUUGUUGAAGUAUCUUACAUACAAAUACUAAUAAUUUUUUCUUACAUUUGCCUUCUCCUUCUUCACCUCUCUCUGCCGUUACACAAGCACAUUUAUCUGUACUACACAGAGCUCCACAAUGAAAUUAAAGUUGUAGCCCCUUCAUGCUACACACACUGUACAUACAAUUAUUUAACACUACAACCACCAGGGGUAACCGUAUACCUAAACCAAAAUGGGUAAAAUGAAAAAUAAAACAAUUAGAAUGCAUUGAUUAUUUCUGCUACAUGUGUCCCCAAACACAUUUUAUGCAAACAUUCAGGACCUUUGCUGUGCAUUUCCCACAAACAGCUGAAUGCUCUGCUUGCGUUUAAAUCUGGCUUCAUCUUGACAAUUUUUAACAAUACACACUUUAAGGAAAAGCCAAAGACUAAGGGAAUGGAAAACAUUCACAGGUACAUUUUACCCACUGGGGGUUCUAAUGUUGAAAUUAGAAUAGCUCAUCAUGUUGAGUAAACAAUGAGUACAUCCUCAUGUUAUGUUUUUUGUUAUUUCUUGUUAUAGUGCCUUGUAUUAUCUCCCAUAUAUAAGCUAUAUGCCGUCUGUUGUUUUGCACCAAUAAAAAGAUACUUAAAUACCUAAAGACA
This is a messenger RNA of Micropterus dolomieu (smallmouth bass), 4872 nucleotides long. RefSeq names its product desmoglein 2, tandem duplicate 1 (gene dsg2.1). The transcript is spliced from 15 exons. Gene Ontology annotation, cellular component: desmosome; plasma membrane. The coding region runs from base 231 to 3773 and encodes 1180 amino acids. Gene Ontology annotation, molecular function: calcium ion binding. Gene Ontology annotation, biological process: homophilic cell-cell adhesion. The record is from RefSeq and is a predicted model, not a curated record. NCBI's taxonomy places the organism in Eukaryota, Metazoa, Chordata, Actinopteri, Centrarchiformes, Centrarchidae.